GCGGCUAGGGAAGAGCUCACCCCUUCACUGAUAAACGCCGUCUCAACCUGGUGGUCCACAUCGCCUGCAGGUCAAAUUAUGUCGGAAUUCGCGUGGCCCAUCUCGAAGCAAGUCGUGCUGCUGGCGUGCCUUUUGGUGGCCGCGAUCAGCGGCGCCGCGCAAGCCAAGGCCGUCAUCGCCGCCAACAACUCGCCGACGCUCAUCGACUACGACACUAUCCUAAAGUUGCAAAAGUUUCUGAUCGAGCCCUUGAGCGUUGAGGAGGAGCAGUCGAAGGACAGGGCGACGCUGCUCAACUCGGAGGUGCUGAUCAACCACGAACUGGUGCGGAAAUCGGCGCCGAACCGCACGCCGUCGCUCCGCCUGCGCUUCGGCCGCCGCUCUGAGUCGCCGAUGGGAGUGACCAUCAACGAGCAGCUUGAAAUGCCAGUGGGUCACUUCAACUGACCAGCAACACCGCCUGCCCGAGUGGAGACCAACGCGAACGCAGCCCUUUGACCUAGAGACGAUAGGAACUCUCAAUAAAAAUAUUUCACGCCACAAUUAACCAGCAUUUUUCUGUUAUGCUCCCGAAAGGUCAUUUGACAAAAAUUCUUCUGCACAGGUAAAUCCCCCAGGGAUAAUUUACGACGGAUCUAAUUUAGCGCGGGAAGGAUGAUGAGUC
Molecule: messenger RNA, 664 nt
Organism: Cloeon dipterum
Lineage: Eukaryota; Metazoa; Arthropoda; Insecta; Ephemeroptera; Baetidae
Exons: 4
Coding region: 79-447 (122 amino acids)
Source: RefSeq, a predicted model, not a curated record